UCUGCCGUAGUGACAGAGGGGAAGUGCCCCUCCCGCGUGUGUACUACUGCUUGUGCGCGGCACGUGCGCGCGGCGCGUGUUGUUUUCGCAGUGGUGCCUGCGAGCUGUGCGUGUGUGUACGCCGGGACUGAGAGGGGAGAGAGGCGAAGGCAGGAGGAGGCUGGAGCAGAGGAGAGCGUCGCCGUCGUCUGCUAGAGGCCUGCGCGUCCCUGCCGUGCUCUGCUGCCGCAGUCGCCCUCCUCGCACGUGUUCUUAUUGAUCUCCGCUCGCACGUUUUUCGACUGCCGUGUCACUGGAUCCCUAUUCAGUCAUCCUAUUUCCACAAAGGACGAAUCUUCCGUGAUCUCCGUCUUUAUCUCUCUCACUCUCUCUCUCUCCCGCAUCGAUUUGCGUGGUACUGUAGACCAUAGCUAGUGGCGGCGCACUUUGACCUUUGCACGUCGGUUCAUCGGCGGCGGUCAGUUUUACGGACACGGUACUGUCCGAGGCGAGUAAGACGUGCCGCGCUCGAGGGCUCGGGUAGCGCCGAGCUGCUAGGACGCAACGCGACGCGGAAGCGAGCGUCUGCAGUGGCUGAUCGGCGGCAGGCAGUCAGCCUGGGUCUAGCCCCGCCCUCCAAGACGUCCACUUCCAACACCCUCCGGCGUCGCCGGCGUUAAAAUCCUCACCUCUGCAAGGCGUGUGGCGAUGCCUGGGACUCGGCUGAUGGUGGCGGCGGUGCUGCUGUGGUGCGCGUGCGCGGCGCCCGCUGACGCCUCCUUGCGGACCAGGAUUCCGCCGCGGCGCCGCAACGUGGUCGUGCUGGCGCACGACACGCGGCCCGGCUUCGACGUACGCCAGUUCCCGAAGGGCCACAGCUACCAUCUGCUCGACACCGGAUUCUCCGACUACUUCGCCCUGGUGCCCGGCGACAUACUCAUGACCACGGCAGACCUGCGCCCGCUGCUCGGCCGGAACGUCACGCUCGCCGUGCUGGAGGACGGCGCCGUGAACCGGACGCUGGAAGUGGCCGUGCUGGACCGGCGCGACAUGCUGCGCUUCGAGGAGCGCCGCGACCCGGCCACGGUGGCGGAGAACGCGCCCGCGGGCACACACGUGGCCACGCUGGAGCCGGUGGCCGGCUGGCGCGGCGGCCCGCUGCUCUACCGGCUGCUCGUCGGCGACCCCGGCGGCGCCUUCCGGCUGGAGGCGGACAACGGCUCCAGCGCCGCGCUGGUCACCGCCUGGCCACUGGACCGCGAACAGCAGGCCGACUACGAGCUCACCGUCGAGGCGGAGGACGCCCUGGGGCUGGAGCGCGCCAUCACCACGCUGCGCGUCCGCGUGCUCGACGAGAACGACAACGGCCCCGUCUUCUCCAGCAAGGAGUACCGCUUCCCCGUCGACGUGGGCUGGGUGCCGCCGCCGGGCCGCUUCCGCACCGUGGGCAAGGUCUCCGCCGCGGACGCCGACGGGGACCGCGUCGUCUUCUCCCUGGGCGCGCCCAGCCGGCUGGUCGUGAUCGUGCCGCAGACGGGCGAACUGCUGCUGGCCGGCGACCCGCCGCAGGAGGACACCGACUACGAGAUCAUCGUCGAGGCGCACGACCUGCGCUCGCCCAGCCGCAGUGCGGUCGAGCCGGCGCGCGUCUUCCUCCAGUUCAACGUGCCGCCCCCGGUCCAGCAGGAUCGAGAUCUCCUGGCGAUAUCUGAGGAAGAACAACACAUCGACGACAUCGAGAAAGAGUUCGAACCCGGCCCCGACCCGGAAGAAGUGGCUGAAGUCGUUCCGAGCGUGCACCGCAUCACCAAGCGCCGAGUGACGCGCGCCGUGCGGCCCACCAAGAGGAUAGAGUUCACAGAGGCAGACGGCGAGACCGAGGGCCGUGUCGUCUUCCAGCUGGAGAAGGAGACGGAGCGCGAGACCUUCAAGAUCCGCGACGAGAACCCCUGGGUCACCGUCGAGCCCAAUGGCGCCGUUCGCGUCAAGAAGAAGUGGGACUACGAGGAACUAGGCCCGGAGAAGACCAUAGACUUCUGGGUCACCAUCACCAACGCCGCAGCAGCUCAGGUGGUCUUCAGGAAGCUACGGGAAAAGAUGGCUAUUGUUACCCAAGAAAAAGCUUGA
Messenger RNA from Schistocerca nitens (vagrant locust), 2106 nucleotides. RefSeq names its product neural-cadherin-like. The record is from RefSeq and is a predicted model, not a curated record. Gene Ontology annotation, biological process: homophilic cell-cell adhesion. Lineage: Eukaryota; Metazoa; Arthropoda; Insecta; Orthoptera; Acrididae. Gene Ontology annotation, molecular function: calcium ion binding. The transcript is spliced from 3 exons. Gene Ontology annotation, cellular component: plasma membrane. The coding region runs from base 688 to 2106 and encodes 472 amino acids.